This is a messenger RNA of Sphenostylis stenocarpa, 681 nucleotides long. The record is from the annotation of a GenBank genome assembly. NCBI's taxonomy places the organism in Eukaryota, Viridiplantae, Streptophyta, Magnoliopsida, Fabales, Fabaceae.
AUGAGGACUCAAACUACUAUCUCCCGAGGGGAACUCGGAGGGCUGUGCUUCUUUGGAGACCCGUGCACAAUCGCCAACUCACUGACCGUGAGGAAAGCAUGGGAGAAGCCAGUCUAUAUGGGAGACAGAGAGCUAGGAAAAGCUCGGGUGACUGUCACCAGUGACUAUGAGGCGUGGAGGAGAAGAAGAGAGAUGGCUCGACCAUCCACCACACCCGCGCCAAUCGCCAACAACGAAGAGCUGCAGGCACAAGUCAAUGCCUUGACCCAGAGGGAUCAUGAAAUAGAACGCCUCAAGGACCAAUGUGCUGACGCUAACGAACAAGCUAUCCGAGCAUCUAAAACUGCCAGAACCAGCUCGGAUAACCAACUACAGGAAAUAACCGCCAGGUUAGCACACCUUGAGGCGGAAUCAGCUCAACAGGCUCAAACGAUCAAGGAGUUGUCAGAACAACUCCUCCAACCUCGGCUAGAUCUCCGCCAAGAGCGAGAGAACAACAGAAAACUCAACCGAGGUCUCUAUGAGCUACGCAUUAAAGACAAAAGCGGGCUAGCUCAAUAUGACCAAGUGCUACAAGAAAAGGACCGAGCUGUUGCAAGGAUCGAUGAACUAGAAGCCUUGGUCAUACAUCAAGAGACAAAGAUCAAGGAGGCUCAAAAAUACAACGAAGAAAUGAGCUAA